AUGGGAGAGUACUCGAAAGCACUUUCAUCACACGAAAAAGCACUUGAAAGUGAACAACAAACUCUUCCUUCAAAUCAUCCUGAUUUGGCUACUUCAUACUGCAACAUCGGUUUAGUGUAUAACAACAUGGGAGAGUAUUCGAAAGCACUUUCAUCACACGAAAAGGCACUUGAAAUUCAACAAAAAGCGCUUCCUUCAAACCAUCCUCGUUUGGCUACUUUGUAUAGCAACAUCGGUGGUGUGUAUGACAACAUGGGAGAGUACUCGAAAGCCCUUUCAUCAUACGAAAAAGCACUUGGAAUUAAACAAAAAGCGCUUCCUUCAAGUCAUCCUCAUUUGGCUACUUUAUACAGCAACAUCGGUUUGGUGUAUAACAACAUGGGAGAGUAUUCGAAAGCACUUUCAUCACACGAAAAAGCACUUGAAAUCUAUCAGAAAAGUCAUCCCUCAAACCAUCCUUCAUUGGCUACUUCAUACUGCAACAUCGGUGGAGUGUAUUACAAUAUGGGAGAGUACUCGAAAGCACUUUCAUCACACGAAAAAGCACUUGAGAUCUAUCAAAAAGCGCUUCCUUCAAAUCAUCCUUUAUUGGCUACUUCAUACGGCAACAUCGGUUGUGUGUAUGACAACAUGGGAGAGUAUCCAAAAGCACUUUCACCAUACGAAAAGGCACUUGAGAUCUAUCAAAAAACUCUUCCUUCAAACCAUCCUCGUUUGGCUACUUUAUACAACAACAUCGGUUGUGUGUAUGACAACAUGGGAGAGUACUCGAAAGCACUUUCAUUUUACGAAAAAGCACUUGGAAUUAAACAAAAUGCGCUUCCUCCAAAUCAUUUUGAUUUGGCUACUUCAUACUGCAACAUCGGUGUACAAAUGCAUCCAAAAGUUGAUUAA
Molecule: messenger RNA, 894 nt
Organism: Adineta steineri
Lineage: Eukaryota; Metazoa; Rotifera; Eurotatoria; Adinetida; Adinetidae
Source: the annotation of a GenBank genome assembly